AUGGCCUCGCAAACGCAAGGAAUCCAGCAACUGCUCGCUGCGGAGAAACGCGCCGCCGAGAAGAUCAACGAGGCCCGCAAGCGCAAGCUGCAGCGCAUGAAGCAGGCCAAGCAGGAGGCCCAGGCCGAGGUCGAGAAGUACCGUCAGGUGAAAGGAAAUGCCAGAGGAACCUAGAAAACCUUCUUUUUUUUUCCAGCAACGCGAGCAGGAGUUCAAAUCGUUUGAACAGCAGUACCUGGGCACCAAGGAAGACAUCGAGGCGAAAAUCCGCAAGGACACCGAAGACCAGAUCAGCGCCAUGAAGCAGAGCGUCUCCGCCAACAAGCAACAGGUUGGGAGUUUAGAAUAAAAUGUUGAGAAAAGACUAAGAAAAAGAAGUUUUCUUAGCCUUCUCAUAUUUGAAAUUUGGAUCUCAGAGCUCAUUGGUAAAAAAAAAUGUGGCGUUUUCUGGAGGUAAACUAUUUUAGCUAGUUUUGAACAGAUUUGAGUUAUCUGUACCUUUUUGAAGCUUGAAAAUAAAAAAAAUUAAAAGUUUCGAGUUCAAAGUCACUGUAUAAUUAACGAUUCACCUUGCCAAAUGUCGAAUUUGAGUUUUUUUCUCCAAGACUUGGGCGUUAUCUCUUAAUAUUCAAAAAAAAAAGAAAAAGAAAAAAGAAACAGUUCCAAAACCAAGCUGUUUACCGCGACCAGAAUCUCAUUUUGGAUCUCUAUUUAUCAAACUUUUUUCAGGUGAUCGUGCGUCUUCUUCAGCUCGUGUGCGACAUCAAGCCAGAGCUCCACCACAACUUGAUCCUCCAGAAGAAGCUCCACGGAGAGUUCACCAACUAA
Messenger RNA from Caenorhabditis auriculariae, 828 nucleotides. The record is from the annotation of a GenBank genome assembly. NCBI's taxonomy places the organism in Eukaryota, Metazoa, Nematoda, Chromadorea, Rhabditida, Rhabditidae.